Molecule: messenger RNA, 3094 nt
Organism: Osmia lignaria (orchard mason bee)
Lineage: Eukaryota; Metazoa; Arthropoda; Insecta; Hymenoptera; Megachilidae
Product: cytoplasmic aconitate hydratase
Source: RefSeq, a predicted model, not a curated record
CAUCGCAUUCCUGGUCGAUUAUCGAAUGCAUAGAGUGGUUGCAGAAGAAAUAUUCACUGCUUUAUUUAUUUUAAAAAAUUAAAGUUUAUCAAACAAAACGAUAAAAAGUAUAUUUAUAAAAUCAACAAGUAAAUUCGUUAAUGUUUAUUGAUAAGAUGACACCCUGUAUAAAUAAUAUCGCUUUGUAAGCGAAUUGGACGACGUGACUGGUACAGUGACAAUCAUGGCUGGAAAUAACCCAUACAAUAAUAUAUUGAAGCCCCUGAAAAUUGGAUCAAAAGAAUACAAGUAUUAUGAUAUUUCCAGCUUUGAAAAAAAGUAUGAUAGGUUACCUUUUUCUGUUAGAGUGCUGCUAGAAAGCGCUGUCAGAAACUGUGACAACUUUCAAGUGAAACAAAGAGAUGUAGAAAAAAUUUUAGAUUGGGAAGUUAACCAGGCUCUUGGAGAUGGACCAGAAGUGGCUUUCAAACCAGCAAGAGUAAUAUUACAAGAUUUCACUGGAGUUCCAGCUGUGGUAGAUUUUGCGGCGAUGAGAGACGCCGUUAAAAGAUUAGCGGCUGAUCCAGAUAAAAUAAAUCCUAUAUGUCCGUCGGAUCUUGUUAUCGAUCAUUCGAUACAAGUUGACUUUAUUAGAAGUACCGAUGCACUGAAAAAAAAUGAAGACCUUGAAUUUGAGAGAAACAAGGAACGUUUUAUGUUUCUUAAAUGGGGAGCAAAGGCAUUCGAAAAUAUGUUGAUCGUACCCCCAGGGAGUGGGAUAGUACAUCAAGUGAAUUUAGAAUAUCUCGCUAGAGUCGUGUUCGAUAGAAAUAGUUUACUUUAUCCUGAUAGCGUAGUUGGAACGGAUUCUCACACGACCAUGAUUAAUGGGCUAGGUGUUCUUGGUUGGGGUGUCGGAGGAAUCGAAGCUGAAGCUGUUAUGUUAGGACAAGCGAUAUCGAUGCUUGUACCAAAAGUAGUGGGAUAUAGAUUAGAAGGAGUCUUGAAUCAGUAUGCUACUUCGACAGAUCUUGUUCUUACUAUAACAAAGAAUCUUCGUCAAGUCGGAGUGGUCGGGAAGUUUGUAGAAUUCUUUGGUCCCGGUGUAUCUCAGUUGAGCAUAGCUGAUCGCGCCACGAUAUCUAAUAUGUGUCCAGAGUAUGGUGCUACAGUUGGAUUCUUUCCAGUUGAUCAACAAAGUUUGACAUACCUUAGACAAACAGGAAGAUCCGAAGAACAUAUUGAGAGAAUUGAAAAAUAUCUGAGCGCUGUGCGUAUGUUAAGAAACUACGACGAUCAAAGUCAAGAUCCAAUCUUCUCCGAGAUAGUAACCCUAGAUUUAGCAACGGUGGUGUCCAGUGUCAGUGGUCCGAAAAGGCCUCACGAUCGUGUUUCUGUGACGGAUAUGAAAACGGACUUCAAGAAUUGCCUUACCAACAAGGUAGGAUUUAAGGGAUACGGCCUAAGCCCUGAAAAGGUGGACACUGUAGGUAUGUUUGAAUAUGAAGGCAAGGAUUAUAAACUGAGGCACGGUUCGGUGGUCAUCGCUGCAAUUACUAGUUGUACUAACACUAGUAACCCUAGUGUCAUGCUAGGAGCAGGUCUCCUUGCGAAAAAGGCAGUCGAAGCUGGCUUGAGUGUUGCGCCAUAUAUCAAAACAUCAUUGUCACCCGGAUCUGGUGUGGUAACUUAUUAUUUAAAAGAAAGCGGAGUGGUUCCGUAUCUAACAAAAUUAGGCUUUGAUAUCGUUGGAUAUGGAUGUAUGACCUGUAUCGGUAACAGCGGUCCUUUACCAGAUAAUAUUGUUGAAACUAUUGAAAAAAAUGAGUUGAUAUGUUGCGGUGUACUAUCUGGUAACCGAAAUUUUGAAGGCAGAAUUCAUCCCAAUACACGAGCUAAUUACUUGGCCUCGCCGCUUUUGGUAAUUGCUUAUGCCAUUGCCGGAACAGUGGAUAUAGAUUUCGAAAAGGAACCACUUGGUCGUCGAGCUGAUGGCAGUCCGGUGUUUCUACAAGACAUUUGGCCUACCAGAGCGGACAUUCAAGCUGUAGAACAAAAGCACGUAAUUCCAGCUAUGUUCAAAGAAGUUUAUAGUAAAAUAGAGAAAGGUAGCAGUAGUUGGGCAAGUUUGGCAGCACCUGAAGGUAAAUUAUAUCCAUGGGACCCAAAUUCUACGUACGUUAAAAGUCCACCGUACUUUGAUAAUUUGACUAAGGAACUACCAACAAUAAAACCGGUUAGUAAAGCACGCGUUCUCCUUUAUCUUGGAGAUUCUGUUACCACGGAUCAUAUUAGUCCAGCUGGAAGCAUUGCACGCAAUUCUCCAGCAGCGCGUUAUCUUGCGAGCCGAGGAUUGACACCAAAACAUUUUAACUCUUACGGAUCACGCCGAGGUAACGAUGCUGUAAUGGCACGGGGUACAUUCGCUAACAUUCGUUUGCUUAACAAAUUCAUUGGAAAACCUGGACCACGUACUAUUCACAUUCCUACUAAAGAAGAGAUGGAUGUUUACGAUGCGGCUGAAAAAUAUGGUAAAGAUCAAACACCUUUAAUUCUUCUUGUUGGUAAAGAAUAUGGAUCAGGAUCUUCGAGAGAUUGGGCUGCGAAAGGACCGUAUCUUCUUGGAAUUCGAGCCGUUAUAGCUGAAUCUUACGAAAGAAUACACAGGUCAAAUUUAGUAGGUAUGGGUAUAAUUCCACUACAAUAUCUACCUGGACAAAAUGCAGAGUCUUUAGGAUUGACCGGUUAUGAGUUAUAUGAUAUAGCAGUCCCCGAGAAUUAUCAGCCUGGUCAAAAAAUUACCGUUACCACGGACGAUGGAAAAAAGUUUGAAGUAAUUUCACGAUUCGACACCGAAGUAGAUUUAACAUACUUCAAAAAUGGUGGCAUUCUGAAUUAUAUGAUUAGAAGAAUGCUUUGAUAAGUUGCUAUUAUGUUAAUGUCAAAUGUUACUUAACGGAAUACUUAAUGUUGGAGUUUGGAUUUCAAGCAUAUAAUGUCUGAUUACAUCCAUAUCCUUUAUAAAUAAGUUAAAAGAAAGUUUACUGCAAGCCGCGAAGAAAAAGUAACAAAGAUAUUAAGUUGGACAAAUAUAUUUAUUUUUGUGUAUUGCAAA